Dentiscutata erythropus is the source of this 126-nucleotide messenger RNA. The record is from the annotation of a GenBank genome assembly. Lineage: Eukaryota; Fungi; Glomeromycota; Glomeromycetes; Diversisporales; Gigasporaceae.
AUGUCUUCUGACGAACAUAUUAAGUCGAUGGAUGAAAAUGAUGGUCAAGAAGACAAAUACCAACCUAAAAAAAGAAAGAGAAGUACGCAAAGUUUUAGCAUUAAGAAGGAAAAAGGAAAAGAAGCA